AUGAUUCAACAUCCAUACAACUUCAUAUCUGUUCUCUUACUAAAUUUCCCUUUAAAACCAAACCAAACCAAACCUUUCACAAACACAUCAUCAUUCAUCACACUACACACACAAAAUGACCACUCUAGACUCAACCAAGCCAACUAGCAACGGCAUUGCCAAAGCAAACGGGACUGCUGCCUCCAUCCAUCCGUCGACCCCAUCGACCGCAGUUUCCACCAUGGACGCUACUCUAGGCCGCCACCUAGCACAGAGGCUAGUUCAAGUCGGUGUCACCGACGUUUUCUCCGUUCCCGGCGACUAUAACCUCCUGCUGCUCGACCACCUCAUCGCUGAGCCGGGACUUACCAAUAUAGGUUGCUGUAACGAGCUCAAUGCGGGGUAUGCAGCAGAAGGUUACGCCAGAUCACGUGGCGUCGGAGCUUGUGUGGUUACAUUCACUGUUGGUGGACUUAGUGUCAUUAAUGCUAUAGCUGGAGCUUAUAGUGAGAAUUUGCCUCUUAUUUGUAUCACUGGUGGACCAAACUCCAAUGAUUAUGGAACUAACAGGAUUCUUCAUCAUACCAUUGGGUUGCCUGAUUUUACUCAAGAAUUUAGAUGUUUUCAAACUGUUACUUGCUUCCAGGCUGUGGUGAGUAACUUGGAAGAUGCUCAUGACUUGAUUGAUACAGCAAUAGCAACUGCACUGAAAGAGAGCAAGCCUGUUUAUAUAAACAUUAGCUGUAACUUGCCUGGACUUCCUCACCCAAGUUUCAGCCAUGAACCUGUCCCCUUUUCACUCAGUCCUAAAUUGUCUAAUCAGACGGAGUUGGAGGAAGCAGUUGAGGCAGCAGCAGAGUUUCUAAACAAAGCAGUGAAACCAGUACUAGUUGGUGGUCCUAAACUGAGAGUAGCAAAAGCAUCUGAUGCCUUUGUCAAACUAGCUGAUGCGAGUGGUUACGCUUUUGCAGUGAUGCCAUCGGCUAAAGGGAUGGUCCCUGAGGACCAUUCUCAUUUCAUUGGAACUUACUGGGGGGCUGUGAGUACUGCAUUCUGUGCUGAGAUUGUUGAAUCAGCUGAUGCAUACUUGUUUGCUGGUCCUAUUUUUAAUGACUACAGUUCGGUUGGGUACUCAUUUCUUUUCAAGAAAGAGAAGGCGAUUAUCGUGCAGCCCGAUCGCGUUGUGAUUGGUAAUGGACCUGUAUUUGGAGGUGUGAUGAUGGAGGACUUCCUUAAGGCACUUGCAAAGCGUAUCAAACACAACAAUGCUUCCUAUGAAAAUUACCAUAGGAUAUAUAUUCCAAAUGGGAAACCUUCGAAGUCAGGACCAAAAGAACCUUUGAGAGUUAAUGUUAUGUUCCAACAUAUUCAAAACAUGCUGUCUAGUAAAACUGCGGUAAUUGCUGAGACUGGGGACUCAUGGUUUAACUGCCAAAAGUUAAAAUUACCCGAGGGAUGCGGGUACGAGUUUCAAAUGCAAUAUGGUUCAAUUGGAUGGGCUGUUGGUGCAACUCUUGGCUAUGCACAAGCAGUCCCUGAGAAGCGAGUGAUUGCUUGCAUCGGUGAUGGAAGCUUCCAGGUAACUGCUCAGGAUGUAUCGACAAUGUUGCGAUGUGGUCAAAAAACCAUCAUCUUUCUGAUAAACAACGGCGGAUACACUAUUGAGGUUGAAAUUCAUGAUGGGCCAUACAACAUUAUCAAGAACUGGAAUUACACUGGAUUGAUUGAUGCAAUUCACAAUGGUGAAGGAAAAUGUUGGACUACCAAGGUACACUGUGAAGAGGAGCUUGUAGAAGCCAUUGGCACAGCAACAGGACCAAAGAAAGACAGCUUUUGUUUCAUAGAAGUGUUUGUUCACAAGGAUGACACUAGCAAAGAGUUGCUUGAAUGGGGCUCCAGGGUCUCUGUUGCCAAUAGCCGUCCUCCAAAUCCUCAGUAAAUUUCAGCAUCUGUCUAUUGUUGCUACAUUGAUGAAAUUUCAACUUGAUUCAAAAAAUUGGGAGCUCUUUUAUUGAUGACUUGGUUGUUUAUGCAACCAAGUCUACUUUUAUAUGAAUUCAGUCAUUUGAAUAAAUGGGAUGCAUCCCUCUUUUGAUUGUAAUGUACUUUGCAGCUUUGAGAUUAUUAAGAGUGAUUUUUAUUUGGCUAAA
This is a messenger RNA of Vicia villosa (hairy vetch), 2129 nucleotides long. Its product is annotated as pyruvate decarboxylase 2-like. Lineage: Eukaryota; Viridiplantae; Streptophyta; Magnoliopsida; Fabales; Fabaceae. Gene Ontology annotation, molecular function: carboxy-lyase activity; thiamine pyrophosphate binding; magnesium ion binding. The transcript is spliced from 6 exons. The coding region runs from base 116 to 1918 and encodes 600 amino acids. The record is from RefSeq and is a predicted model, not a curated record.